UAUUAACGAGGAAACAAUUAACUUAAAAGCAGCAGAAACCAAAGUGAUUCAGUUUAAUGCGUAAAACUUUUGGGAUUCAAUUUUAAUUACAAUUAACAAAGUAAAUCAGUUAUCAAGUUUAAAAACAAUUGUAAAGAAAACAAUCAAAAAGCAAUCAAAUCAAACUUUUUACUAAUCGUAGUGAAUCCAAGUGAAUUUAGUAAACAAUUAACUGGACAAUUAAUGUUAAAAUGAGUGCAAAUGAAAUCGUCAUCUCUGGGAUUUCCGGUCGAUGGCCUAAAUCUGAUAAUCUGGAUAAACUUUGGGAUAAUCUCAAGGAAUCAUUGAUAUUAUACGAGAAGGAUAAUUUUCCAUAUACCAAAUUAUUUCCAAUUGUUACUAAAGCCCGAGGCGCUUUGAACAAUCCAAGUCUAUUUGAUUCUCAAUUCUUUGGUUACUCAGAAUCCGAUGCUAGUGAUCUUGAUGCUCAAUUCCGGAUACUUCAUGAAACCGUUUACGAAGCUCUUUGGGAUGCAGGAAUUGUCCCAGAAGAUUGGAGAUCAACUCGAACGGGAUUUUUUGUCGGUUCUUUUGUCGAUGAUACCGAUGUUGUUGUCGAUAGCGACAAACGGGCUGAUUUCCUUCAAUUAACCUCCACUCGAAUACCUUUUGUAUUCAAUUUCACUGGACCUUCCGUCCGAUUGGAUUCUGCCUGUGCAUCAUCAUUAACAGCUCUUCAUGAAGCGGUUAUCGCCAUAAAAACAGGUCAAUGUGACCAAGCGAUCGUCGCAGGAUUAGCAGUUCAUCAGCGAUUCGGAAUCGUUGUUGAAGGAAGUGAACUUGAUCUGUUCACCAAAUCGGGGAAAUCUCGAUGUCUUGACGCUAAUGCCGAUGGUUAUAUACGAUCUGAAGCAAUUGUUUCACUGGUUCUUCAAAGAUCAAACAAAGCUAAACGGAUGUACACAACGAUUCUUGGUUCGGCAGUAAAUUCCGACGGAUAUACUGUGGCCGGUAUCACAUCACCAAGUUCUGAGGCUCAGAAAAAUGUCAUGGUCGAAGCUCUCACCCAAGCGGCUAUUGAUCCAUUAGAUGUCGAUUAUGUUGAAGCUCAUGUUACAUCAACUCAGGCCGGUGAUCUGGCUGAAUGUGCGUCCAUUUUAUCCGCUUAUCUCCAAAGUGAUAAACCGAUAACUUUGGGUUGUAUUAAAUCAAAUUUAGGCCACUCUGAGGCUGCUUCUGGAUUGACCGCUAUUGCAAAGGCAAUUAAAAUAUUCCAAACAAAAAUGAUUCCACCAAAUAUACCGAUCAUCACACCAAAUCCCAAAAUUGACGGACUAACAAAUGGACGAUUAAUUUCCGCCUCGGAGACAAUUCCUUUCACCGGUAAAUACAUUGGUGUCAAUUCAUUUGGUUUCGGCGGGUCAAAUGCUCAUGUAAUAAUUUCCUGUGAUGCUCCUGAUUAUCAAUCACCCAAUCAAACUGGAUUAUCAACAAUUAACCAUCGAAUCGUUUUACUAUCAAAUCGGACAAUCCAAGGAAUUGAUAAAAUGGUCCAAUGGCUUCAAUAUGAACCUAAAUCGACACGUGAAGAUUGUCUUUCCCUUUUAGAUGACAUUUCACUUACCCGAAUCUCAACCGGAAUGGUAGCCCGAGGCUUUGUUUUACUCAACAAUCAAGGAAACAUAAUUAAACAGAGUAAAACAAUAAUCAAUUCAAAUCAUUCAACAAUUGAACUAACCGUUAAUUUGUCUUCAUCUUUAAUUGAUUGUAUGAAAAUCUUGUCAACUUUAAAACCAUUCAGUGACUCAAUUGCUUCCUCAUACCAAGAGCUUAAAUCAACUAAAUUAACUAAUGAUGAUUCACUAAUUGUUAUCUACAUUGGGAUAAUUGACCUUUUAAACUCUCUAGAAAUCAAAUUUAAUUUAAACACUUCUAAUUCUGUUUACCUUUCAACACUUGAUCACUACAAAUGUGGUAAAUUGUCUCGAUGUGAAACAAUUAAUUUAACUCGACAAUCUAAAGAAACCAAUCAAUUAAAUGUCAAUUUAAACACCAAUGGAUCAAAAGAUUUGCCAUUGAAAACGUCAACAAUUAACUCAUCAUCUUCUUCAUUGAAAUUAACCUUAAAUCUUGGAUCUAAUUUAACCUUAACCAGCGGCAAAGGAAAUAAAUUGUUACAAUCAUCAACCAAUUUAAGUUACAAUGAUUGGCUGGAAAACUUUUACUCAACUUUGGGAAUACUUUAUCUUCAUGGAUUAACAAUUAAAUUGUCAUCUCUUUAUCCGACUUACAAUUAUCCAGUUUCUCGUGAUUGUCCAUCGUUAUCGGGAUUAAUUAGCUGGUCCCAUGAGAUUGAAUAUCCAGUAAUUGACCGAUAUUCUCAUUACUUUGACCUGCCCAAACGGACCGUUCAUCGAGUUGACCUUUUAGAUCCAGAAUACUUUUAUGUUAGUGAUCAUGUUAUCGAUGAUCGGGUCAUUUUUCCCGCCACGGGUUACAUUUAUCUGAUUCGAAAACAUUUAUCACUCAUUCAUUAUGGUCCAUAUACCGAUGUUUUCACCUUCUCGUUUAAGGUUUGGAAUGUUCAAAUACUUCGAGCGGCUCUUAUCACCGAUCCGAUUGAGUUUACAGUUUAUUUUGAUACGAAUUCAUGUUCCUUUGAAAUAUCAGCAUCAGGAUCAAUUUAUGCAACUGGAUUUGCUUCAAUAAUUAAAUCAACUUCUAGCAUCACAUCAGCUUCAAAAGAUUCAUUAAAGGAAAAUGUGAAUCUCUUUGAUUAUGGUUACAUUAAAACAAUUGAAUCGGAAGAGAUGGAACUGAGCCAUGAAGAGUUUUAUCAAGAAAUGGCGAUUUCAGGUUACCGUUAUCAGUCCGCUUAUCGAAAUGUUUCUUCGGCCAAGAUAACCCGUUCAUCGGCGGUUCUCAAAUAUACCAAGGAUUGGAUGGCCUUAGCUGAUAAUUUCCUUCAAUUGGAAGCCUUUUGGACUCCAGAGAGGAAACUUUUGGUUCCAACCAUAAUUGGUGAGAUGAGAUUCGAUGUGGAUAUAUUCAAAUCUUUCCUGACCACUGGUCAAGAAUUGAUCAAAGUCUAUUCAACGAAACCAGGGUCAGUUGGUACAAAUGGAAUGACCUUUGAAGGAAUCGAGGUAAAAGAAUUUCCAAUCAAAGGUCAACAAGAUCGCCUUCGAAUUGGUCAACAAUUGUUCCACCCAUUGAUUAACAAUUUUAUUCAAUUAGAUGAACAGUUAGUUAAAUUGCGAACUAAAUAUUGUCAAUUAGGAUCUGAAUCAUUGGAAAAUAAUGAAAAGAUUGACCAAAUUGAGAUCGAAAAUCUUUUUGGUAAACCAAACAUUUCGAAUAAUGAUUUUAGUCCAAAUCUAUUGAAUCUACUCAACGAAUCAAUUGAUUUCUCAUCAGAUCGAGUUAAUUAUCUUCUUGGUGCAUUAAAAGUCCAGCAAAGGGAACAAUUUACUGACGAUUUAAUUUGUUUACUUCCUGUCGAUUGUGUCCACCCAUUAAUUGACCUGGUUGCCGAAAAUAAUCGUCGAGAAUCAAAGAUUUCAAUUCAAAACUAUGAUUUCACAUCGAAAAUGUUAAAGAAAUUAAUUCAACCACAAUUUAACGCGAUCUGUAAGGGUUGCGUGUUUAUCGAUGAAACAAUUAGUAAAUUGUCAAACAACCAAACCAAACCUGGAUCUGAAAUGGUUCUUACUGUUUAUAAACAUCGUUCUGUUGAUUUAUUUGGUGGAUCAACAAUCAAAACUGAUUACAAUGAAUCUUCAAUAAUAUCAACUAUGAGAGGAAACUUUUGUUUAAUUUUAAUUCGUGAAAAAUUAUCACCCCUAGAGGAAAAGCUUGCUAAUUACUGUCAACUACCAAUCGACAAUGAUUUACCUUUAACUACUCAUAAAUUGUGUCAAUUAAUUGAUCAAGAAUCAAAUUACAUUCAAAUUGGUUCCACAUUCUGUCAGGAAAUUAAUCUAAGAUGCCUUCUUUUCCGACGUAAAUCACCAGUGUCAACAAUUAACUCUCAUCGAGUGAUUAAAAUAACGGGAUCAUCAGAGUGUUUCUGGUUCGAUGAGGUUAAAAAAACACUCGACCAACUUGACCAUAUCGAUAGACUUUGGUUAGUCGCUGAUGAAUCUUCUCAAAAUGGUUUAAUUGGAUUAACUAAUUGUCUUUCCUUGGAGCCAGGAUUUUCCAAUAAGAUUCGAUGUAUAUUCUCACCUGAUCAGCCGUUCAAUCAAUCAACCGAUUUAACCGAAGAUUUGAUCAAUCGUGAUUUACUAGUAAACAUUUACACCGAUGGAGUUUGGGGUUUUAAUCGUACUGUUGAUCUAUCGCUUGAUAAUCAACAGAAAUUUACAACAUCUCGUUACGUUUGUUUGGAAUCAUCGGCUAAAGUCGAUGGUCGAGUUCAAUGGGUACAAAAUAAUUCGCUAAUUCAAGAGAUAGCUGAUGAUCCAUCGAUUGUAAAUGAUUUAAUUUCCGUUUCCUAUGCAUCUUUAAAUUUCCGUGAUUUCCUUUUGUCUCAUGAUCUAUUACCACCUAACGCUUAUCCAGUCAAAUCUUUCUAUCGGCUUGGAGUUGAGUUUACCGGCACUUUUAAGGGUCAAAGAGUAAUGGGUUUCACGGGUGGCAACGCGUUCUCGACCUUCAUCUCACCCAAAGAUCCUUAUCUGAUCACCAUGAAGAUUCCCGAUCAUUGGACAUUUGCCCAAGCAGCAACGGUACCCAUUUGUUACAUGACCGUUGUCUAUGGACUAUUUAUCCGUGGUAACCUACAGCCUGGUGAAACUGUACUUAUCCAUUCAGGUUCAGGGGGAGUUGGACUUGCAGCGAUAUCAAUUUGUCUCUCACUUGGGUGUAAAAUAUUCACCACAGUUUCAACACUUGAUAAACAACGAGCAGUCCAAAAGCAAUACCCUCAAUUAGCCGAUGAAGCGUUUACCGAUUCUCGAUCAAUCAAAUUUGAAGAGACAAUUUUAAAACGUACCAAUGGACGUGGAGUCGAUAUUGUAUUGAACUCAUUGAUUCGCGAUAAAUUUGAUGCUGGUCUUCGGGUUUUAGCUGAUAAUGGACGUUUCCUCGAUCUAUCCAAGGUCGACAUUUUCGAGGAUAAAUUACUCGAUUUAAAUGUUUCUGAACCAUCUCCCCCUCUGUUGUCUCUCUCAGACCGAAUGGACUUGAAACCCAACCUGUCUAUUCACGCCGUUUGUUUAGCGACCCUUUUUGCCGCUAAAAGAGUCAACGAAAUCAAUAAGAUUAUUCAAAUAAUCGAGGAUGGAAUCGUUGAUGGAAUGAUUAAACCUUUACCUUAUACAAUUUAUCAUCAUUCCCAAGUUUCCUCGGCAUUUAAUGACAUGGCCUCCGGUAAACAUAUUGGUAAAAUUGUGGUACAACUCAAUGACCCAUCAAUCGAAUCAACGACAAAUGGCCAAGUAGAUGAACACUUGUCGUCAACCAUAGUCACCUCAUCUUUACCUUCUCCAUCAACUGAAUGUUUAAUUUCGUGUCUUAAGAAAAUGUUUUUCGAUUCAACUAAAAGUUACCUGAUUAUCGGUGGAUUAGGAGGAAUGGGUCUUGAACUUGUUCUUUGGUUAGUUGAACAUGGAGCGAGAAAAAUUGUUAUAACCUCACGAUCGGGAAUAAAAACAAACUAUCAGCGCUAUGCUAUUCGACGAAUCCGAUCAAUUGGUUCAACCAAGGUUGAAAUCUCUCGUUUAGAUGCUGCUCAUGGUAAAUCGGCUCUUCGAUUGAUCCGUGAAGCAACUCGACUUGGUCCAAUCGGUGGAAUCUUCAAUUUAGCGGUUGUUCUUAAAGAUGGUCUUUUCUCCAAUCAGACGUUAGAUGCUUUUCGAGCAGUUUGUUGGCCUAAAAUUGAGGCCACUCGAAAUAUGGACAUUCUGAGUAGACAACAUUGUCCGUGUAUCGACUAUUUUGUUUGUUUCUCUUCGGUCGCUUCACAAGGUAAUUUGGGACAAUCAAAUUAUGGUUAUGCGAAUAGUUUCAUGGAACGGGUUUGUAUUGAUCGACGGAAAGAUGGCCUUCCAGGUUUGGCUAUCCAAUGGGGACCAGUAGGUGAUGUGGGUAUUGCUGUUCGAACCCUUGGGGACAGUGCAUCGGUCGCUGGUUUUGAGCCACAGCGAAUACGCUCAUGUCUCGAAGUUCUGGAAAUUUUCCUUCAAGAAGAUAUUUCAAUAGGUUUCUCAGCGAUUCCAAUUCUUGAUAAAGAUGAAAAUGAUCCACAAGAUGCUCUGGUUCGAGUAUCUCGAAUCCUUGGAGUUAAAGAUAUUCGAACAAUUAACCUGAAACUUCGUCUCAGAGAUUUUGGAAUGGAUUCUGUUCAGGCAAUCGAAGUACAAGAAUAUCUUGAGCACAAUUUCAACUUUUCCCUUGGAGCCGCUUCCAUUUACGAUUUGACACUUGAAAAUUUGGUUAAAAUUGCAUCGGUCGAGAUUCAAUCAGUUGACAUUCAAGAAACUCAAGGUUUAGAUAAAAUAUUCAGGCCACUUAAGACAACCGGCUCAAGACCAGUGUUCUUUUUCCCUCCGGCAAUUUUCGACUUCCUCGGGAUGUUACCCCUUGCUCGAGGUCUUAAUCGUCAAGUAUUUGGAAUUGAUUUUACCGAUGACAACGAAAUAGCCAAAGAUUGGGAGACGCUGACUGAUUUUUACUGUUCUCGAAUUCUUGAACAAUGGCCAAAUGAGCCAACCUACGAUUUUGUCUCCUAUUCGUUGGGAGCUGCAUUUGCUUUUGAAGUUGGUAGAAAGAUACAAAAUCUUCGCGGAGAAAAUACAGUUCAACGAAUAGUUUUCAUCGAUUCAACCCCAUUCGGUAUACAUCAAGCUCUUGCCUGGUCAGUGAAAAUCUCCGAGACCUUAGGAAAUGUUUCCAUUGAUAAAGAUGCACUUUUUGCCUUCCUCAAAAGAAUGGAUCGGAAACAGGGUAAUCAGGGUAAUUCGUGGAGAGCUCGAACCUUCAAGAAUACCCAACAAGCAUCCAGUUUCGACCUAACUCAAGAUCUCAUAUUCUCAAGAUAUCAAUAUAUUGCUGAGAUGAAAAUCGAACCCAAAUUGAAAGCUGAUGCCCUUUUCUUUAAAUGUAAACAAACAGUUUCAUCAUUCGAGGGCAGUAUUGCUGUUUCACUCGAUAAGUCCAUUGAUGGUCAUCUUGAAACAAUCUUGGUGGACUCUAAUCACGCUGAGAUAAUAACCCAAUGUAAAGAUUUAUUGAUUUCUGAAUGUAACAAAUUUCUUGCUGUUUAAUUAAUCCAAUUAACCGAUAUUAUCAUUACAAUCAUAUGAAUAUCUAAAUAUACACUAUUUCAUAUUAUAUA
Molecule: messenger RNA, 7318 nt
Organism: Panonychus citri (citrus red mite)
Lineage: Eukaryota; Metazoa; Arthropoda; Arachnida; Trombidiformes; Tetranychidae
Product: fatty acid synthase-like
Biological process (GO): fatty acid biosynthetic process
Molecular function (GO): oxidoreductase activity; fatty acid synthase activity; 3-oxoacyl-[acyl-carrier-protein] synthase activity
Source: RefSeq, a predicted model, not a curated record